AUGGAAACUACUGAUAAGCUUGAUAAUAUUUCUUUAUGUGAACCUAGAGUUGAUGAUUGUCAGUUAUGGGAUGUAUUUCUAGGAAUUUAUGGCUAUUCUGCCUUAUUAAUUGCACAUAGGAUGAAGUUAUUUGCUAUUUUAGCAAAAAAACCACAUACAUUGGAGGAAAUUUGUAGUAUAUUGGAUAUUAAGUCUCGUCCUGCAGAAGCGUUGUUGGUAGCUGCAGUUAACUUAGGCUUUCUAAGGAUAAAGGACGGGAAAUAUUUGCUGAUGCCAGUAGCUGAAGAGUAUCUUCUUGAAAAUAGCCCAAAUUACUUUGGAUAUUAUUGGGAUAUUAUAAUUGAUAAUCAUGAAGUUUAUUCAUUUGCAAGCCUGGAAAAAGCAAUAUGCACUGAUACAGCUCAGGCUUAUGGUGGAGGUGAUGUAUUUAAGUCACAUGAAGAAAACAAUGAAUCAGCACUAAAAUUUACUAGAGCAAUGCAUAGUGUUAGUAUGGGAUCAGCACAGGCUUGGCCAAAAUUUAUAAACCUAUCAAAAUAUCGUUUGCUGCUUGAUGUAGGAGGAGGAUCUGGAGCACAUAGUAUCGGUGCAGUUUCAAAAUGGUCAAAGCUUCAAGCUACAAUAUUUGAUUUAGCCCCAGUUUGUACUAUUGCUCAAGAAUUUAUAGAUAAGUAUGCUUUACACGAACGCAUUAAUACCUAUGCAGGUGAUAUGUGGAAUGAUGCUUUCCCUUCAGCAGAUUUGCAUUUUUACUCCAAUAUCUACCAUGACUGGACACCAGAGAAAUGCUUAUUUCUUACCGAGAAAAGCUUCAAAAGUUUAGAACAAGGAGGGCGCAUUAUUGUUCAUGAAUUACUUUAUAAUGAUAAAAAAAAUGGACCAUUUUCAGCAGUAGGCUGUAGUAUGUUAAUGUUAGGUUGGGCCGAAGGUAAACAAUAUUCAGGGAAAGAAUUAUCUAAAAUGAUGCAGAAAGUUGGAUUUAAAGAUAUUCAAGUAAUACCAACGUUUGGUUAUUUUAGUAUUGUAACUGGUGUCAAAUGA
Sipha flava (yellow sugarcane aphid) is the source of this 1041-nucleotide messenger RNA. RefSeq names its product 3-hydroxy-5-methyl-1-naphthoate 3-O-methyltransferase-like. Lineage: Eukaryota; Metazoa; Arthropoda; Insecta; Hemiptera; Aphididae. The record is from RefSeq and is a predicted model, not a curated record. Gene Ontology annotation, molecular function: O-methyltransferase activity; S-adenosylmethionine-dependent methyltransferase activity. The coding region runs from base 1 to 1041 and encodes 346 amino acids. The transcript has a single exon. Gene Ontology annotation, biological process: methylation.